ACAUUGUUUCGCCGGAAACAAGCAACAACUCAUAUGUUUCACAAACUGCACAAAACUCAGCCAGCCAUCUUUUGUGGGAAAAUCAUUUAUUUCGUGUCGUCAGGGUAAAUUUCAUAAUUGUAAUUAAUGUCAGAGCCACAGUCUUCGCUUUUAUUAAAAAAGCAACUAGCAGAACUAAACAAAAAUCCAGUGGAAGGUUUUUCUGCUGGAUUAAUAGACGACAAUGACAUUUACAGAUGGGAAGUUCUCAUUAUUGGGCCUCCAGACACAUUGUAUGAGGGUGGAUUCUUCAAAGCACACUUACAUUUUCCAAAAGAGUAUCCUUUGAGGCCACCACGGAUGAAAUUUGUCACUGAAAUUUGGCAUCCAAAUAUUGAAAAGAAUGGUGAUGUUUGUAUAUCAAUAUUGCAUGAGCCCGGAGAUGAUAAAUGGGGUUACGAGAAGGCAUCAGAGAGAUGGUUACCGGUACAUACGGUAGAGACAAUUCUUAUAAGUGUCAUUUCUAUGCUGGCUGAUCCCAAUGACGAGAGUCCUGCUAAUGUUGAUGCUGCAAAAGAAUGGAGGGAGCGAUAUUCGGAUUUCAAAAAGAAAGUUGCCAGAUGUGUUAGGAAAAGUCAAGAAGAUUGCUUUUAGGAGCGGAGGGAUUAUAAAUAUAACAGAAUUUUGCAAUUGGAAAAGGGCUAUACACAACAGAAAAACACAUUGAGAUAACAGUUACAUCACUUUAGGUUGCACACAAUAUUGGCAGGCCCACCUGACCGCAGUUGACAGUCCGAGUUGUAGCCGAGUCCUCAUUCUGUUUCUUUUUGCAGAAAGAGUGGAGAGAAUCAUAUUCGGAGUUUAAAAGGAAAGUAGCACAGUGUGUAAGAAAGAGUCAAGAGGAUUGUUCCUAAUUA
Messenger RNA from Papilio machaon (common yellow swallowtail), 896 nucleotides. RefSeq names its product ubiquitin-conjugating enzyme E2 G1. Gene Ontology annotation, molecular function: ubiquitin conjugating enzyme activity. Lineage: Eukaryota; Metazoa; Arthropoda; Insecta; Lepidoptera; Papilionidae. The record is from RefSeq and is a predicted model, not a curated record. Gene Ontology annotation, biological process: protein polyubiquitination; proteasome-mediated ubiquitin-dependent protein catabolic process. The transcript is spliced from 5 exons. The coding region runs from base 127 to 633 and encodes 168 amino acids.